Messenger RNA from Pieris macdunnoughi, 6288 nucleotides. The record is from the annotation of a GenBank genome assembly. NCBI's taxonomy places the organism in Eukaryota, Metazoa, Arthropoda, Insecta, Lepidoptera, Pieridae.
AUGGCUGAAAGCGCUCCAUCUACAGAAUAUGCUACCAGCGAAAUGCCAGUAUCAGAGGCGGGAGAAGCGACCCCCGGAGGGUUCCCUCCAUACCCUCCUUACGCCACGGAGACCAUACCACCUUCGGUCGCCGAUACUAUAAUGGCGGGCCGCGAUCUGCGAGUGCAACACAAGUCUCUCCCCAAACAGACUGUAAGGCCGCCCCCGAAGCCUGCUCGACCAAGAGGUCCAAAAGCAACAGACGUGAAGCUUUCAAAGCGCGCGGCACGAGCCCAUGCGCGGUGCUUGAAGCGGCAUGGCGCCGUUCUCACCGACCGUCUUGAGCGCAUAUCUCGUCCGCCAUUGCGCAGCGUCAUCUACCUGUGGCGACAAUACGCACGUACGCUUCCCGCCGACACGAUUGCACGAUUACGGACAAUGCUGGAUGCGGACCAGCCUUUCAAGCCGGAACAAGCUUACGAAUACUUUAUAAAUCUCAAGAAAUCGAAGAAGAAGGGUGCUACGAUAAAAAUAAAUCAAUUUAAGAAAGAUAUUUUGGCGUUAUGCGGUGACAAGAGAUUUGUCUGGGCUCGUAAUGCCACAGUUGCGUUCGCGAGGGGCAUUCAGCAACGGCUGUCGAAACCUGGCUCGUAUGCUCUUGCAGAUGGAAUGUUAAGGCUAUCGAACAUCAUUUUGGAAGAUUUGUGCUCGUACAUGCAUACGAGGCCUCCGUCGCGCCGGGCAACUCACCCUAAAGCGAAAUUCAUGAUGGAAAUGGCAGACAAGAUAGCGGUUUGGAUUGACGAAAUACUGGCUGAGUCCGAGGACCGUAUGCUGAUGAUGGACUUCGACGAAGACGAAGAUCUUAUAGAAGCUGAUGAAGCAGGGGACGCGGGUUUUGCUGAUGACUUCCUUAAUAUGAUGGGAGGUGAUGGUGGGCUGUUAAAACUACCUUUGCCUGCUUAUCUUAAUUUUACUGGAGAAAUGUUGGAGGCCUUUAAUAUUCUAACGGAGUCGAUGUACGAUAAAGGAGACACGCAUCUCCUUACACAUGGAAAGUUCACCGCCAACUAUUCAGAUGGUGCUGAUGAGUUAAAGCAAGCAAUCGAUUUCAAUGCUACUGAUUUCAACUCUACAAUAGCCAACCAACUGAAGCAAGAUAUUGGCGAAACUGCGGCCCCAAAGACACCAGACAACCUCAAGCCCUUCAUGAAAGAAAUGGUUGAAAUUUGUUCCAAUUAUUUAGCACAAUUUGCUGAAUAUAAUAAAGACAAAGGUCCAGCUUUUAAAUUGCUGGUCAAAACAAUGAAAAGUAAAGGAGCUCAACAGUUGUACCAGAAAGGCAAGGCGAAAAGGACUUAUGGGAAGGCAGCAACAGAAUUAGAAGACGCAAAGGGUCUAGAAAACGACCACGAUGAUCCGAAUUUAUCUCAAGAAAUUCAUUCCGCUCUUUCCAAGCUAGUUGAAGGACAGACUCCAGCUGAGUUAAAGGAAGAUAUGAAAGGAACUCUGGACAUAUGUUCGAAAUAUCUCUCACAGUGUGCUGUUGAUGAAAUUGAGCGAGGACCAGCGUUCGAUCUUCUUAUUAAAGAAUUAGAGAAAAAUGGACAGGAGCCGUUCACGCCGCAGUAUUCUGGACUACCUACUAGAUUUGUUGCAGCUUACACAUUAAAGUCUGCGCCAGGAUUGACAAGUAGCGCGCCUGAUCCGACUACGGCUCCCGUAUUUUUAGAACCUUUGCACAAAGCAGUUGAUACUGUUACUCCAAAAAACUUAAAAAAAGAUAUGAACGAGGUCAUUGAACGCUGUGCAAACUAUUUAUCUGCGUUCAUCAGAGACAGAGACAAAGCAAUGCAAGCUCUUCUUCAAAUGAUGAAGAAUAAUCCGAAAAAUGAGGUAGCGAAAAGAAAUAACUAUCUUAUGACUUACGAUAUUGGAGCGAAAGAAAUAGAAACGUCACCUCUUAUUAUGCCGUAUAUGCCUAUCAAAGAUAUUGCAGAUGAAGCAAAGGAACACUUGAGUAAAGAUAUGGAAAAAGUGACGCCGCCUGAUUUAAAGAUAGCAAUGAAAGCCGUAGUACAAGACGCGGCGAAGUUUCUAUCACAACCUAGCGCCUUACGUAGUGGUGUUGCCGGCGAGCGCUACCCUCUCAAUUUUCUAGCAGCCAUAAAGAAAUCCUUGGGAUCUAAAUCUCUUUUUAAAUACAAGGCGUUUGGCCAGACUUAUGCAGAUGGUGCUGAUGUGUUAAAGUACUCAGGGCCAUUGGAAUCCGAUCCAAAAUCUGAAAAUCUCCAGUACGAAAUUGCAGCAGAAAUGGAAAAAGGAGUACCCCCUCAACUAUCCCCUACCAUGGCUAAUGAAAUAAGUGCCACAAUGGAAAACGCUGCAAAACAUUUGGCAAAAGUUGGGAUGGAGAAAGGAGAAGCACUUCAACAUUUAGUCAAUUUGAUGAAAGAUCAAGGAGAAUCUCCUAUGGGGCUCAUUCAAGGAUACCAGCAAUCUUAUAAUGAUGGCGCUAGAAGAAUCGAACUUAGCAAAAGUUUGGCGACUGACAAGGUUGACAAAGGGACAUACGAAUCUCUGAAAGAAAAGUUCAAUGGAUUGGUUGAAGCGAAACCGAAUAAUGAGUACGCAAAAGUCAUGCCAGGUAUUAUAGACAACGCAUCAAAGUUUCUCGCAUCACCUCUUCCUGAAAAUGACAAGGAGAAACGCCAAGUAUUAGCCGAUUUAAUGGCUCGCAAAGGUGACGAAAUAUUAAGAGAAGAAAGUAUAUACAAAAUGACAUAUACGGAAGGUGGUCAAGAAAUACUUAAUGCACCUGUGGGAGUCAUACCGGAUGACAAGAAGAUACAAGAUAUUUUAAAAGAGCCCGCCAAAGAAGGAGCUGCAUAUUUAGCAGACAUUAUCAAAGGACGAGGGGAAGCAAUGCAAGUGAUACACGAUGGAUUGAAGAAAGAAAAAGAUAAAGACUUUUUAACAUUGGGAAAAUUCUCCAAAAACCACGAACAAGUCGCUGAUAUGCUCUCGGGUGCAUCGCAUUUUGGUGGGCAGAAGCCAUCGCCCGUGGUUGCGGACAAAGUUUCUUCCAAAAUGCAAGCUUUACCCCUGCAGUUUCCUGAGACUGCCAAACCGUUCGCUAAAGAGACAUCGGAUAUUGCCAUUAAUUACGUGGCUGGCGUGGCCACUAAGGAAUGUGGUCUGGAUCCGAAAGCUCUCGCGGAAUUAGAUGGGAGUUUAAGCAGGCGUGCAGCGGCUAGGGCUAAAUCAGCAGCCACCCAGGGUACUCCUUCCGCACCUACUGCAACAGCAUCAGCAACGGCCUUGGAUGCUGAAGAAGCAGCAAGACUUCGACGUUUGCAGGCGGCGCGGAGAAGGGAACAAGGUUUAACUAGCGGAGAUGAUAGGGAGCGCGAUGAGGCAAUGAAUAUAUUACACGGUCAGCUGCGAGCCCGUGGCGGUGAGACGAUGUACAAGCAACCACACACAGAGCUUACGCACGCUCUAGCGUCGGACUGGUUGUCAAUGAAGCCCCCAAUGAAGGUUGAUAAGGCUGUAAAGGAAUCGGGUGACACAGCGCGCCUUCACAAAAAGUUUGAGAGGAAACUCAGCGGCCUUGUUGCCAAGAGCACACCAGUAGAUAUGUAUGAUACCAUGCAAGAUGUCAUAAUCGAGUCCUCAAGGAUCUUGUCAGAGUAUUUUGUAACUAAAAGCUACAAAGCUUUGGUUCGUGAAGCUUUAAUAUCGGAAAUGCAGAAACGUGGCAACGAAAUACUCAUCGAAGUCGACGGCGCUGCCGAGACGUAUUUCUUUGCAGCGCAAAGAUUAAAGAAAGCAUCCUCCUUGGAUGUUCCGGAGCCGUGUGCGGAAGUUUCAUACUUUCUGUCCAAAAAGCUGGACGAUAUGAUUCGCUGCCGAUCGAUGGCUAGGAAACUCACUUCUGCUAUGAAAGAUCACAGCAAAGAGGCAUCCGACUAUCUAUCAGCUCAUGUUACAAAACCAGAUGAGCAAAUUGAGGCCUAUGUAACAUUAUUAAACGAAAUGGAGGCGGCCGGGGACAGCCUACUUAUCGAGGGAAACAUUCCCAAAUCGUACAAGGAUGCGGCGGCUUACCUACGCCAAUUGACAUCUUUUGAAGACCAAAUUAGACGGCCUGACGCCGCACUGCAGUCAGAGAUUGAGGGGAAGCUGCAGAAUCUUAUGGCUAAUGUCACUAGCACUGGGCCUAGCAAGGCUGUAAUAGACGGAGUUAUAUCGGACUCCACGAAGCUUCUCGUGUCUUACAUAAUGCUUCUAGUUGAAAAAACCGAAGCCCUGAAAGUAUUGAUAGAACAAAUGGAUCUUCACGGCGGAAACGUUUUGUUACGCCAUGGGAAAAUUCGGAAGACUUACGCAGAGGGCGCUGAUAUGUUACGUAGUAAAACCGCGGAUCAGCUGAGCGUGGCCAGUGCAGAUCCGGUGGUCGUGAGGAAGAUACAAAUUAAACUUAGAAACAUCAUGCAUCGCUUCACGCCCGAAAAAUUCGUUAAUGUUAUUGAUGAUGUCAUUGAAGACGCGACGAUGUAUUUAGCAGUACAUUUCUUACAACCACAAAUAAUUCAAGUGUGCAAGUGUAUGAAGAACGUAUUCGUGCAAUGCGAGUUGUGGUGCGACGAGAUCCUGCGGCGUGUGGCGCGGCCAUGUUGCUCUUGUUCCCGCCACAUCUCUACGCAAGCACUGUCUGACCUUGCACCCGGUCCAAUCCAUGCGACCCCUGGUUCUUCCCGUGCUUACGCCGAGGGUCUCGAGAUCACCAUUGGCCCGUGCCCUACUAGGGUCGACCGGACUCCGGCCCCAUGUCCGGCCACGCGACCGACAGGCGAGUGCGGCCGCUACACAACUACCUCGUAUUUAUUUUACUCGCCUGCCUAUGGUCGCCGACGCUCACUUUUCUACAGCCCGGAGCGACCUAGUCCUGAAGCAGGGUCUCUGCGCAUCUCACGGAGCCGCGAGUCUAGAUCACCACUUUCGACCAACCGCUCCUUCGGUGAACGAUUUGGCGAAACGAUAACCCAAGAGCUUAGGAACAGGUCGCCGACUCCCAUCAGAGAGACGGACACGUCCUCUUCGUUCUAUACUCCACAGAGCGGUCAGGGCCUCGAUUCGGACCCGCCGGAAAUGGACGUAGCUUCGCCACGUUUUUGGAACUCUCCAACGACAAUGUACGCGGAGGUCUGUACGCAGAACGUCCCACAUCCACCAGUCCAACCCACGCGACCACGGAAUCCAACGCUAGAGCAAAGGGAAUCAAAUUGCAGGGCGCCUAUAGUGAGCACUGAGCAGAUGAGUGACUGGCACGCCAUGUUGGUGAGCCUCAUGUGGAACGUACAAGCUUGGAGAGACUGGAUUCAGGAGAACUUUGACCGAGCGCUGGCCUUUCAGCAGUCUGCUGAAUCUCCUGGGCAAUCCGACGAAACCUGGAGAGGUUUUCAACGAAGAGUAGCAACUGAAGCACUUCAAUGGCGACAGUACAACAAAUUCAGUCGCCAGUUGACUCUGCGUUUGGCUUUAAGAUACAGAGAUAAACAGAUCGUGUCCCCUACUCGAGGCACAGUAAAGACAAAUGUGUAUCUUGAGUGUCAGCAGGAAAUGUUGGAUAUCAUCGACAUGUUCAACAAAUGGACUGUGUGGUUAACACUUGUGAUGAAAGAAACGGAUUCAUUACAACAUCAGUCGGAUACCGACUCCACGUUAACUCAAGUGCGAUGGAAUCACUUCAAGAGGAAGAUACAAGAAUACGCAGAGGAUUGGCAGAAAUAUAACACGCAUUUGAAGGGGUGCUGGGAACAAAAACACAAGAAAAUUAUAUCUGAAUGGGUUCCAUCGUGGGGUUCUGCAGGCCCAGUGUGGGUGGUUAGCGCAUGUGGGGCGGUGCCCAGCGGGGCCGUUCCCGCUGGCCUCUAUGAAGGAGAACUUACCUGGCUAGCCCGCACCACGCACAAAUGUAACGUGCUUCCGGCGGCACUGCAUCCGUCGAAGCACUGUUGCGUGGUAUACGCUGACGGCGCCGUGCAUCACUACACGAAGUAUCAAGUGAUGUGCAAUGCCGAAGUGCGAUGGGUGGCGUGGAGGGCUGGCGCAGGUGUGGGGGGCGGUGGGGGCAGCGGGGCUCGUGCGGUACGUGUAGCUCCGGGCGUACACGCUGGCCGCGUACACUACCGCGGAUCGCACUUAGUAGGCGCAGUACACGCUCCCCACUACCGAUGCCAUGUCGUCAUCUAUGGACGACCGUUUGCGUUCAACUGCUACGAGCUGUUGCUACUAGCUGACUGA